Molecule: messenger RNA, 9211 nt
Organism: Pangasianodon hypophthalmus (striped catfish)
Lineage: Eukaryota; Metazoa; Chordata; Actinopteri; Siluriformes; Pangasiidae
Product: CD276 antigen-like
Exons: 4
Coding region: 301-1212 (303 amino acids)
Biological process (GO): positive regulation of T cell proliferation; negative regulation of T cell proliferation; immune response
Cellular component (GO): external side of plasma membrane
Source: RefSeq, a predicted model, not a curated record
GAUCUGACGUGUACAGUGUGUGUGUUUCCAGUGGCGCGAGCUCAAACGCCAGCUUCAGUACAGUGAGCUCUGAAACUAUGAGGAUAUGAGCGGAACAGUUCAGUGUUCAGCGUUAUCUUCUUUCCUCCUCCUCCUCACUGCAGUGUGCUGUCACAGAGCGUUUUGUUGGAUCCUGUAUAAACCCCUCUCCUGUACCGUGUUUUGGUCUUCGAGGCAGUUUUAGCAGGAUAGUCUUGUGAUAUGUCGUGUUUCGAGGAUUUAUCCUGGAACGUGUGACUUUCCCAUCAUUCAGCAGAACAGAUGAAGAAGCUAACACAAGUCCAAUCGUCUCACUUCAUCCUGAACAUGAUGGUCUUUAACGUUUCACCCUCCAUGUUUGUCUCCGUAGCUGAGUUUGAGAUCUCGGUACCCACUCGUGUACAGAUGGCUGUGUACGGCGAGGCGGUGCUUCUGUCCUGCACGUUCCCAGUGAGCGGCUCGUGGGACGCAGGCAGCAGCGUGAUCACGUGGCAGCGCCACCUAGAGGUGGUCCACACUUUCUUCCACGGCCGAGACCAUCCGCUGUACCAGAGCCCGAGAUACGCCAACCGCACCAGCCUGUUCCACCAGGAGAUGAACAAGGGGAACGCAUCGCUCAGGCUGGACCGUACCACUCUGGAGGACGCGGGGGAGUACACCUGCUCCAUCAGCACUCAGCUGGGCAGCCAGAUGAAGAGCUUCGGCCUCAAAGUAGCAGCGUUCUACACCGAGCCUCGUCUGCACAUCUCCAUGCUGAACGACGGCCACGUGGAGGUGCGGGUGACCUCAGAGGGCGGGUACCCCUCCCCCUCGCUGCAGUGGCUGAUGGGUAACGAGAGCGACAUCACCAGCGUCACACACACGCAGCUGAGGCAGGACCAACACACACGUCUGUACAGCGUGAACAGUAAACUGAACCUGAGCGGCACCGUCAACUCCUCCAUCACCUUCGUCAUGAAGAACCCAGAUCUGGGCCAGGAGAUCAGGAGGAACAUCGACCUCCUCUCAGAAAAUGGAGGAUUUGACAAAAGCGUACAGCGAGCAGUAAUCAUUGGACCUUACGUUGCUGGAGUUGCGAUACUAGCCGUGAUCAUUUCAGUGUUCAUUUUUGCUAAACGACAUUGGAUGUUAAAAAGGGACAACUCCCAAAAUACUGCAGAUGUGAGGAAUGUAGAGUCAUCAGCAGCUUUGUAACCAUCAGACAGGAACGUGUGAAUCAUCUUCAACAGAUGAAACGCAGUUAAAGAAAAUAAGGGAAGAGCUCUCCAUUAGCUGCCCAUGAACUAUUAAAGCACUGCUGCUGAUUAUCCAGUACACAGUCAGGGCUUGUGUCACUUCUCACAUUAACUCACAUUAACUCCAGCUCCUUGAUGAUGUCUAUAAAAUGACCAGUGAAGGUUCCUCUAUCUGCAUGCUAUCACCACCUCCGACCUGCUUCUCCGUCCUGAUCACUACUUUCUGUCCAUCUCACUCCUGCUCUGAACCUUUCCGGAACUUUUAAAGACUCAUAUCCUCCCAGAACACCUGCACAUGAAUACACAAACACCUGACCACCUGCAAAACUGGGCUGUGAUCCAGGAUGCAGUAACUCAAUUCAAUUCAAUUUUAUUUGCAUAGCGCUUUUAACAAUGGACAUUGUCACAAAGCAGCUUGACAGAAAUAAAAGGAUUCAAAAAACACAUUGUAAACAUGUGAAUUUAACCCUAAUGAGCGAGCCAGAGGCGACGGUGGUGAGGAUAAACUCCCUGAGACAAUAUGAGGAAGAAACCUUGAGAGGAACCAGGCUCAAAAGGGAACCCAGCCUCAUCUGGGUGCAACGGAUAGUGCGAUUAUAAAUCAUUCCCUUCUAUUAUUGUGUACUAUAUGGACUAAUAGUGCAACUGUGCAACCAAUAAAUUAAUCACAGUUUUUCCGGUUGGUUAAAAUCUAUCCACUGUCCACUGAUGGAGUCCUGAGUACGAAGCUGCUCAUGGCAACUGCCGCCCCAAAGCCACUACAGCAAUCACAGUCCCAAGCCAUUACAGUACAGCUCCCCAUAUGUGAUCCCCAAGCCAUCUCCACAGCCAUCCCCAGCAAUCCAAACACUUCUUCAGGCCGUCCAUAUGGGGCCCCAGCAGCAGCGAGCGAACUCAACCGAUGAAGAACCAACCAACCAGAAGUAGGGCAUCAGGAUGGGUCAGGCAGGUCUGGAGAGCAGAAGGGGUCAGGAUCACUGGUGUCUCAGGAGUAGCAUGUGUAGCUCGACAGAGAGAUGGAGAGAGAGGGAGAGACUGUUAGGUGAGCUUUUGUCCUCUAAAGGUUGAGGACUAUGUACUUUGCAUGCAGAGAGCAAGCAGGGACUCCGGCAAGACUAGCUAUGACAGCAUAACUAAAAGGGAGAGCCAGAAGCUAACACAGACAUGAGGGAGUCCUGGGAUAUAAAGCAGCAGCCACUCCACCGUCGACAAACCUGAGUGAACGCGUGAGAGUGGGGGGGUGUCAGCAUCCAAACAUCCCAGUUCACCACAACACUCUAUGCCUGUGAAACCCUCCAGACCUGCUCCUUUACCUAAGAAAACUAUUCACAAAAGGCUUGACUAAACAAAUAUGUUUUGAGGCUAGACUUAAACACUGAGACUGUGUCUGAGCCCCGAACACUAAGUGGAAAGCUGUUCUAUACCUGUGGGGGUUUGUAAGAGAAAGCUCUACCCCCAGCUGUAGCCCGCACUAUUCGAGGUACCAACAAAUAGCCUGCACCUUUUGAUCUAAGCAGGCGUGGCGGAUCAUAAAAGACCAAAAGUUCGCUCAGGUACUGUGGCGCGAGACCAUUUAGUGCUUUAUAGGUCAACAGCAGUAUUUUAUAAUCAAUACGAAAUUUGAUUGGGAGCCAAUGCAGUGUGGAUAAGAUAGGGGUGAUGUGGUCAUAUCUUCUGGUUCUAGUAAGGACUGUCGCUGCUGCAUUCUGGACUAACUGGAGCUUGUUUAUGCUCCUACUGGAACAUCCAGACAGUAAGGCAUUACAAUAAUCCAACCUAGAGGUAACAAAAGCAUGAACUAAUUUUUCUGCAUUGUGUAGUAACAUUAUAUUUCUGAUCUUAGCAAUAUUUCUGAGACGAAAGAAAGUGAUCCUAGUGAUAUUAUCUACAUGAGCUUCAAAAGAAAGACUGGAGCCUUUUACUGCUGCAGAUGAUGAAACAGAAAGGCCAUCCAGAGAUACUAUGUAGUCAGAAAGCUUACUUCUAUCUGCAUGUGGGCCUAGUACAAGUACUUCUGUCUCGUCAGAAUUAAGUAAGAGAAAGUUAAUAAGCCUCCAGUUUCUAAUGUCUUUUACACAUUCCUCAACUUUAUUAAGCUGGUGUAUCUCAUUUGGCUUUGCUGAAACAUACAACUGUGUGUCAUCAGCGUAACAGUGGAAGCUAAUACCAUGCUUACGGAUAAUUUUGCCCAGAGGUAUCAUAUAUAGAGAAAAGAGCAGUGGCCCUAAAACAGAGCCUUGCGGGACACCAAUAGUAUGAGAAGAGAAGUCACCAUUUACGUUUACAAACUGAUAACGAUCAGUCAAAUAAGAACUGAGCCAGGAAAGGGCUGUUCCCUUAACGCCUACUACAUUUUCUGGUCUAUCGAGGAGAAUAGCAUGAUCAAUAGUAUCAAAAGCUGCACUAAGGUCAAGUAGCACAAGCAAAGAGACACAACCCUGAUCAGAGGCCAGUAGUAGGUCAUUUACCACUUUAACCAGUGCUGUCUCUGUGCUAUGAUGAGGCCUAAAUCCUGACUGAUACAUAGGAAUAACAUUCAUGAAAUGUAGGUAUGAGCUUAGCUGUUGUGCUACAACCUUUUCUAGGACCUUGGAGAUAAAGGGGAGGUUUGAUAUUGGUCUAUAGUUAGACAGCUGACAGGGUCAAGGUGAGGUUUUUUUAAUCAAGGGCUUGAUAACUGCUAAUUUAAAAGAUUUAGGUACAUAGCCAAUGCUAAGGGAAGAAUUGAUUAUCUUUAAAAGAAACAUGUAGGUAAAGGAUACAGGUUGAUGAUUUUGAUGAUGAAAUUAGUGAAAUUAGUUCGGUUUAAAACACUCAAAUUGUUGAUCUGAUAUUAUUAUAUUAUCAUCUACAGGGUUAGUUAUAAAACUGUCCGGUUUUAAAUUAAUAGUCUGAAUUUUUUGCCCAAUAUUUUCAAUUCUACCAGUGAAAAAAUUCAUGAAGUCAUCGCUGCUAUAUAAUGAUUGUGUGCGUGUUUCUAUUGUGGUCUUAUUCCUAGUUAAUUUUGCUACAGUACUAAAUAAGAAUCUAGGAUUAUUUUUGUUAUCUUCAAUUAGAGUGGAGAGAUACAUUGAUGUAGCAGCACCUACGAGCUUUCUUCCAUGCUGUUUGAAAAACUACUGAUUUAGUUUGAUGCCAUUUACGUUCUAGUUUUCGAGUGGUCUGUUUUAAAGUUCGUGUGUGAUCGCUAUAAGUGGAGCUACAUUAUCUAGCGAGUUGCAGAACGUUGAUUCUAAACAUUCAGUUGCCUGGUCAAGUUCUUCGGGAUCAGACGGUGAUCCAAUAAUGGUUGAUAAAUCUGGGAGAUUACUGAUAAAACUCUGUGCAGUUGUUGACGUGAACGUACGUUUGACACGGUGACGUGGCAAGGUGCAUAUACUAUGAUUAAUACACAUUUUAAAUGUGAUGAGGUAAUGAUCUGAGAUAGCUUCAGACUGUGGACAUGAGACUAUAUUUUCUAUAUUUAAUCCGAAUGUUAGUAUUAAAUCAAGAGUGUGACCACCACUAUGGGUGGGUCCUAUUACGUUCUGAUUAACCCCUACAGAAUCUAGAAUGGACACAACUGCUGCUCUCAGAGGGUCAUCUGGAUUAUCAAAAUGAAUAUUAAAGUCUCCAACAAUUAAUGCUUUGUCUAAAGAAACAACCAGGUUAGAGAUGAAAUCCGCAAAUUCACACAGGAAUCCCGAAUAUGGCCCUGGGGGUCUGUAAAUAAUAAUUACUGGAAUCACCUGGGUAGACUUAUUAUUUGUGGCUACGUAUGUUAUGUUAGUAUAAAGAACUUCAAAUGCGUGGAAUUUAUGACUAGGUUUUUGUGUGACGGCUAGAUUAUCAUUAUAAAUUUCUUGUUAUUAUAAAUGAUAAUCUACUUCGACGCCUCCUCCUCUGCCAGUUAGACGGGGCUGAUGUAUGUAACUUACCCGGGAGGACUAGCUUCAUUUAAUGCUACAAAGUCGUUUGGUUUAAUCCACAUUUCUGUUAAACACAGUACAUUAAACUCCUGAUCAGUAAUAAUUUCAUUAACAAUAAGCGCUUUAGACAUAAGAGAUCUAAUAUUCAACAGUCCUAGCUUCAGAUCAACGGUGCUGGCUAUGCAUUCGGUAUGGUUUAAUUUUAUGUUAAUUAGAUUACUAAAACAAACUGUCUGAGUAUGUCUAUAAUUUUGUUUAGCUCGGGGAACAGACACAGUCUCAAUACGGUGGAACCUAAGUGACGACUCAGUGCAGCUAGCAGACGGUCGGUUUAGCCUGCUUGUCUGCUCCCUGGCCUUGGCCCUGGAUUGUCACCGAUUAACUAGGCCUGUUCUGAGACUAUGUGCUAUGCUACAAGAAAUGAGAGCAGCACCUUCCCGAGUGGGAUGGACACCGUCCCACCCUAACAGGCCAGCCUUGCCCUCACAACUACUCCAAUUAUCUAUAAAGCCCACAUUGUUUUCGGAGCACCAUCUGGACAUCCAGCAGUUCAGCGACCAUAACCUGCUGUAAGCUACAUCGCCACGCCGCAUUGGGAUGGGGCCAGAGCAUACUACAGCAUCGGACAUCGCCUUCGCUAAUUUACACACCUCUACCAUGUUACUCUUAGUAACCUCAGACUGACGAAGGCGUAUAUCAUUAGCUCCUACAUGAAUAACUAUCUUUGAGAACCUGUGCUUGCCUAAGACCCUAAGAUUACCUGCUAUGUCCGGCGCCCUGGCUCCCGGUAUACACCUAACUAAAGCUAAUUUCACGUGCCGCAAGAUAGAGUAUCCUAUAACCAGAGCUCUUUCAGGCUGGGCGAGCCUUAGCGUUAGCUUUGGCUUUGCGAUUACGCCGCUGAGUCGUCACCCAUUCGCCCCGCUGUGAGGGCUCUGAUGCCGGAGUUGGGGGAUUUCUAACUCCGCCUAAGCCAUCUAGACUUUCCCCUACAAAAACUACGCUGCUCUCACUCUCACUAAUGAAAAUACAGUAGAACAGAAAGUGAAAAAUACAACAUAUGAAAACAAUCCCUCAAAAUUAUUGAUUAAAAAAGAAGGAAACAGUAUAGUUAAGACGCCGAUGCAGGCAAGAAACUCCCGGUUACUCAGAGUUCUCCAUUCUGUUGCCAAAGAGCUGAACUGUGACUCCCCCACUUCUUUAAGUGCCCUUGGUUCUGGAAGUUUCUCUCCCCUUUAUCACCUGUAUGCACAUUUCAGAGAAUUCUUACGUAAACAAUUGUAUUGAGAGUUGAGUGUGCAGUGAGGUUUUAUACUGAAAUUACAGAGUACUCAGAUCCCAGACUAAUAACUAGAGACUUAAGUGCACGGAAAUACUGACCCGACUUUUGGACAUAAACUGUGAAUCUGUGAAAUCUGACUUUUGGACAUAAACUGUGAACUGUGAGAGUUUAAAGUGUCAAACCAAACCAACCAGCUAUGAGAUAAAUCACGACUUUAUAACAAUUUUAGAAGCAAAAGAGAAAAUUGAAAAACGUCAAAAUAAUAAUAAUAAUAAUAAUAAUAAUAAUAAUAAUAAUAAUAAUCAUAAUAAUCAUAAUAAUAAUCAAUUAAUUUCCAAAUGAAAUGUUGGGGAAAAAAGGCACAAAAACAAACUCUGCACUUGUGGGUUUCUCCUGUUACUGAUUCUGAAUAGUUUAGAUUUUUAUUGCAGCACAAUAAGCAUGCUUUUAUAUGUUUACAGUUUAAUGCUAUGGAAUCCUGUUCUCACUUACGUUAUAGCAGCUACUGAACUUAAUAAGACAAAAAAAAAAGACUUGAUUAAGACUAAUAAAAAACAGGACUAAUAAAUGAAAGUUAGUAAAAUGGAGUAAACAUGUACAGCUUUUUACUUUUUCUUUUUUUUUUUUUUUUUUUUUUUUGCUAAUGGACAAAACGCCUGAAUGAAUGCACUUUUUUACUGCUUACUUUAUGUUUUAUAUACAAAUGAAAAAAGUGUGUGUCGUAAAAGUGAAAAAAACGUACAAUUUCCAGGAUAUAUGAUGAUACAGAUCGAACCUGUGGCUGAUGCCGAGAAGCGCCUGCUUCGCUCAUUCAUCUGUCCUGGUCGUGUCCAUCACUGCACCAUUACUGCUCAGAUAUAUUCAGCACAAUUUCAGAGACUUUUGAGGCCCCUAUUAACCCUGAUCUCAUCACAGCUGUUAAAUUAGACUUCACAGCGUUUAUCUGACUCCUAGCCAGGCACCUCAUCCUCCGCAGACUGAAGUCUUCUCCUCUCCCCCUCGCCAUGCUCAGAUUAACGACGUGUUUCCAUCUAUAAAGCUUGAAAAAAGUCGCUUAGAGGAUUACACUGAAUUAUUUUAUUAAUUCACUUAGAGGGUCCACUCACAACUCUAAUAGAGUAUGAGAAGCUUUUCUGGCUUUAAUGCAGAGACGCUAAUGUUUCCUUCUGCCUUGUAAAUAAUGUAAUUCAUUUGUGCUGUUUGGUCAGUGUUAAUGCUAAUGCUAAUGCUAAUGCUAAUGUUAAUGUUAAUGCUAAUAUUAAUGAUAAUGAUAAUGAUAAUGAUAAUGCUAAUGCUAAUGUUAAUGAUAAUGAUAAUGAUAAUGUUAAUGUUAAUGCUAAUGCUAAUAUUAAUGCUAAUGUUAAUGAUAAUGAUAAUGAUAAUGUUAAUGCUAAUAUUAAUGCUAAUGUUAAUGCUAAUGCUAAUAUUAAUGCUAAUGUUAAUGCUAAUGAUAAUGCUAACGCAAAUGCUAAUAUUAAUGCUAAUGCUAAUAUUAAUGCUAAUGUUAAUGAUAAUGAUAAUGCUAAUGUUAAUGAUAAUGCUAAUGCUAAUACUAAUGCUAAUGUUAAUGAUAAUGAUGAUGUUAAUGCUAAUGUUAAUGUUAAUGCUAAUGCUAAUAAUAAUGUUAAUGAUAAUGAUGAUGUUAAUGCUAAUGCUAAUGUUAAUGUUAAUGCUAAUGUUAAUGCUAAUGCUAAUGCUAAUAAUAAUGUUAAUGAUAAUGUUAAUGAUAAUGAUGAUGUUAAUGCUAAUGUUAAUGUUAACGAUAAUAUCAAUGUUAAUGAUAAUGUUAAUAUUAAUGAUAAUGCUAAUGUUAAUGCUAAUGAUAAUAUUAAUGAUAAUGCUAAUGCUAAUGUUAAUAUCAAUGAUAAUGUUAAUGCUAAUGUUAAUGCUAAUGCUAAUAUUAAUGCUAAUGUUAAUGCUAAUGAUAAUGCUAACGCAAAUGCUAAUAUUAAUGCUAAUGCUAAUAUUAAUGCUAAUGUUAAUGAUAAUGAUGAUGUUAAUGCUAAUGUUAAUGUUAAUGAUAAUGCUAAUAAUAAUGUUAAUGAUAAUGAUGAUGUUAAUGCUAAUGCUAAUGUUAAUGUUAAUGCUAAUGUUAAUGCUAAUGCUAAUGCUAAUAAUAAUGUUAAUGAUAAUGUUAAUGAUAAUGAUGAUGUUAAUGCUAAUGUUAAUGUUAACGAUAAUAUCAAUGAUAAUGUUAAUGAUAAUAUUAAUGAUAAUAUUAAUAUUAAUGAUAAUGCUAAUGUUAAUGCUAAUGAUAAUAUUAAUGAUAAUGCUAAUGCUAAUGUUAAUAUCAAUGAUAAUGUUAAUGAUAAUGUUAAUGCUAAUGCUAAUGUUAAUGUUACUGCUAAUAUUAAUGAUAAUUGUAAUAUCGUAGUGCAGAAACUCACAGAAGGAAAACCAUAACUCUUUGUGGUCGCUUUAUUGAAGCGUCUCAGCAGGCAGACAGAACAGGACAAUGGUGCAGAAACUCACUGCUCUUCUUCACAGCCUUUUAUGACUAUCCAACCCAUAGACAAUGCAUUACCGCCCCCUACUGGACAAAUCUCAAUAAACCCUCCUCACGUAUCACAGUAAUGCUAAUGAUAAUGUUAAAGAAAUGUUUGUACUGUUACUAAUUCAUUUAAUUUGUUUGUUAAUGUCAUGCCUUUUUCUGUUCUUCAUAUUCACAUUUUAUAUUUUGCAUUUUUUUCACAUUAUAUUAAAAUCAAUAAACAAAUGUCAGUUUAUGAAAACUGUUAAAAUAAAAAGGGUUAAAUUCCCGGCAUACA